AUGAGUCCCUGGAGCUGGUUCCUGCUGCCGACCCUGCUGCCGACCCUCUCCCUGCUGCCGACCCUCUGCCUCCUGCCCGCGAGCGCAGCCCCUCCGCGCGGCGCGCCCGCCUCCGCCAACUGCAAGCUCAAGGCCCAACAAAAGGAGUUGAAUUCCUUCUUGUGGACCAUAAAGCGAGACCCGCCGUCUUACUUCUUUGGCACGAUCCACGUCCCGUACACCCGGGUUUGGGACUUCAUCCCAGACACCUCCAAGGAGGCUUUUCAGCAGAGCAGCAUCGUGUACUUUGAGCUGGACCUCACGGACCCUUACACUCUCUCGGCCCUCACCAGCUGUCAGAUGCUGCCACAAGGUGAGAACCUCCAGGACGUGCUCCCCAGGGACAUUUACGGCCGCCUUAAGCGCCACCUUGAGUACGUCAAGCUCAUGAUGCCCUCGUGGAUGACGCCUGACCAGCAUGGUAAGGGUCUCUACGCAGACUACCUGUUCAAUGCCAUCGCAGGCAACUGGGAGCGGAAGAGGCCCGUCUGGGUGAUGCUCAUGGUCAACUCCCUGACCGAAGUGGACAUCGAGUCCCGUGGGGUGCCCGUCUUAGACCUGUACCUUGCCCAGGAGGCCGAGCGGCUGAGGAAACAGACAGGGGCAGUGGAGAAGGUGGAAGAGCAAUGCCAUCCGUUGAAUGGGCUGAACUUCUCACAGGUCAUCUUUGCUUUAAACCAGACUCCCCUGCAGCAGGAGAGCCUGCGAGCGGGCAGCCUUCCGAUCCCCUAUACAACAGAGGACCUCAUCAAACACUAUAACUGUGGGGACCUCAGUUCCAUCAUCUUCAGCCAUGACAGCUCCCAGGUUCCCAAUUUUAUUAAUGCCACGCUACCACCUGCGGAGCGCAUCACUGCUCAGGAGAUCGACAGGUACUUCCGCCGGGAACUUAUCUACAAGCGGAACGAGAGAAUGGGGAAGCGGGUGAAGGCCCUUUUGGAGGAGUUCCCUGACAAAGGCUUUUUCUUUGCCUUUGGAGCCGGGCAUUUCAUGGGCAACAACACAGUUCUUGAUGUUCUGCGGCGCGAAGGCUAUGAGGUGGAACAUGCCCCCGCUGGACGACCCAUCAACAAGUAACCUUCCUAAAAGACCAGAAACCCGUUGUCACAGCCUGUCUCCUCUGCCGUCCUGGCUCCGGAAGCGCCCACCCCGGAAGCUCAGGUACCGGAAGCUGGGUCUGCCGGGCCCCCACUGUUGCCGCUCCACACGCCUCUGCCCGGAAGUUCCUAUCUGCCGGGCGAGGCACGAAGAAAGUUCCGGGAGGAGCGGAGGCAGCGCCUGCGGCAGUUCAGCGACGUGUGGUUCGACUGUGCUGGGAUCCCACAGCUCCAGGUCCCCGUUCUGGACAGGUGCAUCUCUGCCGAGCUGUGGCUCCCUCUCCCUGGGCAGUCUCCCCACAGCCAGAUGGUGGUCAGCAGUGCCUGCAUGUCUGUCUGGACACCUGUGUUAUGGGUGCUGGUGCUGGCUUUCCAAACAGACACAACCCUCCUGUAA
Molecule: messenger RNA, 1533 nt
Organism: Lipotes vexillifer (Yangtze River dolphin)
Lineage: Eukaryota; Metazoa; Chordata; Mammalia; Artiodactyla; Lipotidae
Gene: TRABD2A
Product: TraB domain containing 2A
Exons: 7
Biological process (GO): negative regulation of Wnt signaling pathway
Cellular component (GO): membrane
Molecular function (GO): metalloendopeptidase activity
Source: RefSeq, a predicted model, not a curated record